AUGUGGCCUUGUGUCCCAGUGUUAUGUGGCCUUGUGUCCCAGUUAUGUGGCCCCGUGUUCCGGUGUUAUGUGGCCCGUGUUCCGUUAUGUGGCCCCGUGUUCCGGUGUUAUGUGGCCCGUGUUCCGGUGUUAUGUGGCCCUGUGUUCCGGUGUUAUGUGGCCCCGUGUUCUGCGUUAUGUGGCCUCGUGUCCCAGUGUUAUGUGGCCUCGUGUCCCAGUGUUAUGUGGCCCCGUGUUCCGGUGUUAUGUGGCCCCGUGUUCCGGUGUUAUGUGGCCCCGUGUUCCGGGUGUUAUGUGGCUCGUGUCCCAGUGUUAUGUGGCCUCGUGUCCCAGUGUUAUGUGGCCUCGUGUCCCAGUGUUAUGUGGCCCCGUGUUCCGGUGUUAUGUGGCCCGUGUUCCGGUGUUAUGUGGCCCCGUGUUCCGGUGUUAUGUGGCCCCGUGUUCCGGUGUUAUGUGGCCCUGUGUUCCGGUGUUAUGUGGCCCCGUGUUCCAGUGCUAUGGCCUGUGUCCCAGUGUUAUGUGGCUCGUGUCCCAGUGUUAUGUGGCCCCGUGUUCCGGUGUGCCCCGUGUUCCGGUGUUAAUGUGGCCUCGUGUCCCAGUGUUAUGUGGCCUCGUGUCCCAGUGUUAUGUGGCCUCGUGUCCCAGUGUUAUGUGGCCCCGUGUUCCGGUGUUAUGUGGCCCCGUGUUCCGGUGUUAUGUGGCCCCGUGUUCCGGUGUUAUGUGGCCCUGUGUUCCGGUGUUAUGUGGCCCUGUUCCAGUGCUAUGGCCUCGUGUCCCAGUGUUAUGUGGCCUCGUGUCCCAGUAUGUGGCCCCGUGUUCCGUGUUAUUGUGGCCCCUGUUCCGGUGUUAUGGCCUCGUGUCCCAGUGUUAUGUGGCCUCGUGUCCCAGUGUUAUGUGGCCUCGUGUCCCCAGUGUUAUGUGGCCUGUGUCCCAGUGUUAUGUAGCCUCGUGUCCAAUGUUGUGUAG
This is a messenger RNA of Homarus americanus (American lobster), 966 nucleotides long. RefSeq names its product keratin-associated protein 10-3-like. Lineage: Eukaryota; Metazoa; Arthropoda; Malacostraca; Decapoda; Nephropidae. The transcript has a single exon. The record is from RefSeq and is a predicted model, not a curated record. The coding region runs from base 1 to 966 and encodes 321 amino acids.